UCCAUUUCUGCCCUGAAGCUGCAGGCACAAGGAACUCUGCAGGCAAAAUCCCCCAGAGCCUACUGAGUGAUAGCCCUGUAAGAACUACUUCAUUCCACAGUACUUGGGUGGCUGUUCCUUCUCCGAAAUGGCAGGUGUGAGUGGCUGUUUAAAAUAUUCUAUGUUUUUCUUCAACUUCUUGUUCUGGAUAUGUGGAACUUUGAUCCUGGCACUGGCAAUCUGGGUGAGAGUAAGCAAGGAUGGCAAAGAGAUCAUCACUUCCGGAGAUGCUGGCGCGAACCCGUUGGUUGCUGUGAACAUGUUGAUUGCGGUGGGGGCCAUCAUUAUGGUUCUGGGCUUCCUGGGAUGCUGUGGUGCUGUGAAAGAAAGCCGCUGCAUGCUUCUCUUGUUUUUCAUCGGCUUGCUCCUGAUUCUGCUUUUGCAAGUGGCAGCAGGUAUCCUGGGGGCUACUUUCAAGUCUGAGUAUAGCCGCCUUCUGAAUGAAACUCUCACUGAAAAUGCAAAACUUUUGACUCAAACGACUGAUGAGGCAAAAGAAUUCCAGAAGGCCAUAAUUUCGUUUCAAAAAGAGUUUCAAUGCUGUGGUUUGGUUAAAGGAGCUCAAGAUUGGGGAAAUAAUUUUUCAGAGGCUCAAGAGUCAUGUAAAUGUACAGAUACAACAGGAGCUCAGUGUUCUACUUAUCUGGGAAAUGAAGUUAAUUCACAGACCUGUACUUCUUCGAUAAAACAUUUGUUUGAAAAGAACAUUAUUAUAGUCAUUGGAAUUGCUUUUGGACUGGCAGUUGUUGAGAUUCUUGGUUUGGUGUUUUCUAUGGUGCUGUACUGCCAGAUUGGGAGCAAAUGAAUCCUCGGAUUUACCAAGUUAUUAUAUAAACACCAUUUAAGUUUUGGCUUUGGCUUUGUAACUUUAAAUAAGUGAGUACUGUAAAUAUCAGUAACAAAAGUCUUAUUCUAAUGUCUUGCCUAGGUAGACUACAGAUAUCCUCACAUGUGUUUAGCAUAUUUAAAUCUGG
Cricetulus griseus (Chinese hamster) is the source of this 1013-nucleotide messenger RNA. NCBI's taxonomy places the organism in Eukaryota, Metazoa, Chordata, Mammalia, Rodentia, Cricetidae. The record is from RefSeq and is a predicted model, not a curated record.